UAAAAUCAUGACACAUGUAGGUGCAUCUCCCUCUUUCUCUCUCUACAUCUUUUUCACGGUACUGAACAAAGGUGCAGUAGUAUUAAAGGCCACUCACAAGACUUCUUCCUCACGCUUUGCUUUUGUUUUCUCUCUCUCGUUUGAACUCAGGGUAGAAGAGAGAGAAGGUUAGAGAGAGAGAGAGAGACGGAGAGAGAAAAUGGGACGAGCCCCUUGUUGUGAUAAGCAGGGGCUGAAAAAGGGGCCAUGGACCCCUGAAGAAGACCAAAUCCUUGUUCAAUACAUAAACACUCACGGCCAUGGAAGCUGGCGCUCACUCCCCAAACUUGCAGGGUUGCUUAGAUGUGGAAAGAGUUGCCGCUUACGCUGGACUAAUUACUUGAGACCAGAUAUCAAGCGUGGCCCUUUCACACCCGAGGAGGAGAAAACCAUCAUUCAAUUGCAUGGUCUACUUGGAAAUAGGUGGUCCUCCAUAGCCUCUCAGCUCCCUGGACGCACCGAUAACGAGAUCAAAAACUUUUGGAACACUCACCUCAAGAAGCGCCUCUCCCUCUGUGGGCCCCUCCUUGAGUCGUCCACAUCACCCGCCACGUCAUCACCGCUAAUGGGACCCAUUCCUUCCAUGACAACGUCCACCCGCCACAUGGCCCAGUGGGAAAACGCCAGGUGUGAUGCCGAGGCCCGCCUCUCCCUCCAAAACCAAUACCAGAACCAGAACCAAAACAGCCUCUUCCAAAACCACCAGAGUCGAAAGGCGGUUUCUGACCACUUCCUCAAAAUCUGGUAUUCUGGCGUCGGGGAAUCGUUCCGGCAAUUUUCCGGCAAGUACGACGACCUCUCUCCGGCGACCUCAUCCACGAAGAGGCCCCAUGGGUCGGAUUCCUGCGAAUUCAAUGUCCGAGUGUCAGAUUCUGUGGAACUUAACGGCCAAGUCCCCGAUUCCGGCGAAGUUGAUGCUUCCCGUUUUGGUUCUGUCGAGAUGAGUGGCGGGUGUUUGGACUCGAGCGAGGUGAAGGGCUUUCAAAUGGAUUCGGGUGAGAUGAACGGUGCAGAUUUGGACUCGACUGAGAUCGACGGUGGUGGAUUGGAUUCGGGUGAUUUUAAGGCAGAGGACUCGGCUAGCUCGAGCGAAUUGGAAGUGACUGGUGCGUCAUUUACGGCCUUGUUGGGGACCGAAAUAUUGCUGGAUUUUUCCCAGGCCAUGGCCGAGUCGCCAAACUUCGGUGGUUUUAACUCGCGGUCGAACCCUCAGAUGUUGCCUUGGAACGAUAUAAAGUCCGAGUUUUGACUGUUUAGGGGUGAUGUGCUGUAAUUAAAAUGACCUUGCUUUUAUCAUUAUGCUUAAAAAUACCCCUGACUUUUUAGAGCCAUACGUUUGGUCCCAGUAGUGUCAUUUUUGUUUUCUUUCUUUUUUUUGUUAUCUUGUUUGCCAACACCCUUUGUUUUGAAAUUCCCUAGCCUUUUUGGUUCCUCAAGGGUAACUUGGUAUUUUAUGUGGGUCUCUUCAGUGUUAGGGCUUAUGUUAGAAGCAGGGGUCGUUUUGUUGAGUGAUUAGGAAGUGUUUUUUAUGGCCAUGAAGGGGCAUUUUGGUCACCUAGUUUUUGUCCUUUUGUCAAAAGUUUUUUGGGGUAGGAUAUUUGAAUUUGUAGUGCUUAUUAUUACACAUAUAAUGCAUGUUUUACUUUUUUGGGUAAUUUGUGGGAUUUUUGGCUACUUUUUUGAGUAAUUUGUGGGGUUUUUGGCUGGGUUUUAUGUAAAGCCAUGGAAGCAGGUAAAGGAAGGGGUUAAAGGUGAAGAUAGAUGGUAAAUAUUUUGAUUUUGUUCGAUAUGGACAUUAUUUGUAACAUAAGACAUUUUGGCUUUUCUGUGAUAAUGGAAAGGAAAAGUUAUGUA
This is a messenger RNA of Amborella trichopoda, 1893 nucleotides long. Its product is annotated as transcription factor MYB17. The record is from RefSeq and is a predicted model, not a curated record. Lineage: Eukaryota; Viridiplantae; Streptophyta; Magnoliopsida; Amborellales; Amborellaceae.